AUGCUAUCCUGGGCCUAUCCAAUCCAGCGACGCCAGCCGCUGUUCAGUCUGCAGUACAGAAUCCCGACGGAUGCGUUCACUUUGGCGGAUCUGCACUCCGAUGGCCUGGACUACACAGCCAGCAUCCAGGUGGAUGCGGGCACCCGUUGCUCCCAGAUUCCGCCGUCAGAGUGGACCGUUAAACUGCACAUUCGGGAGGAGCUCAGUGAAUAUUAUGGUGAUGGUGAUGAGGAUCGGGUCUGCAGCGUUACGGCGUCCGUUGGACCCACGGCGCCAGGGAAGACGAAAGCGGCCGCGGCGUUGUCGGUGGAAUGCACUGUGCGAGCUGGAGUGGGAGAGUUUUGCGACAACAGGGUACGAAUCACAGCGCAAGGAUCGCGCAGCACUUCUACUGCUUCGGAUGCCCUUACGUCACUGGUGAUUAAAAAGGAUCCCUAUCGCAAUUACCAGUAUGACUUGCGAAAAGGCCGUUCCGUCCAUGUUCAGUUAGUUUUUUACGCGGAUCAGCCAGAUGGAGACUUAACCAGCCGUCGUGCCGACCUGAAAGGCUUACUGGAUUCCCAGACACUCUGCGACUUUACGCUGGAGUGUGGCGGCCAAGAAAUUCGGGCACAUCGUGCUAUUUUGGCCGGACAGUCGCCCUACUUCACGGCCAUGUUUAACACCGAUAUGCAGGAGAAAUUAACCGGGAUCUGUCACAUCCACGAAUUUCCUGCCGAUGUCGUGAAAGCGUUGGUCCAGUUUGUGUACACCCGCACGGUGGUGGCAUCGGGCGACAGUUUGAUGAAUUUAUGGAGGGCCGGUGAUUUCUACGACUUUGCGGAUCUUCGCACGGAAUGCCUGUGUUUGAUGCGGGAGACCGUCGCCCGACUGGCACCGGAUGAUGCAAUGGAGUAUUUUGAUUUUGCCCGUUUUUACAAUCUUCCUACGUUGAGAACGGCUGCGGCGCGGGUAAUUGGCCGGGGAUUCUACCCAACGGGAGUAGAAGCGUUGAUUUCGCCGGUGGGUAAGCGCAAUGUGCUGAAUUUGUUGUAUAAACUCCCGACGGAACGGUUUAUCCGGGAUGAUCGCGGUGCCGAUGGCGUUUAUUUCACAUGUGAGUUUAACGUGGAUGUGGGGUCGUUCGGCCGCUCGGAGAUUCCGUUUUCUGUGUGGAUUGUCCGGUUGAUUGCCACCAGAACAGGCUGUAGAGUGUACAAGCCACACAUCGAGACAGACGUCAUUCCAAAAGAGCCAGAAAAGCUGACAACAGCCGCUGCCGUGUCGGUUGGGUGCCGAUAUUCGAGCCAGUGCUGAACGAUCAUGGGACAACACCGUCCAGAUUGAUUCAACCUGAUGUAAUUAUGCUGAGCCCAAAGAAGAGGACGACAUCUCUCUCUGGAAGCUUGUGGGCUCCGAGGAUUUGCCCGCUGGCACUGGUAAAGCCUGUGUCUUGCAGAAGGAUCGC
Messenger RNA from Paramacrobiotus metropolitanus, 1447 nucleotides. RefSeq lists its product as uncharacterized. Gene Ontology annotation, cellular component: cytoplasm. The transcript has 3 exons. Bases 1 to 1296 code for a protein of 431 amino acids. Gene Ontology annotation, molecular function: ubiquitin protein ligase binding. Gene Ontology annotation, biological process: regulation of proteolysis; proteasome-mediated ubiquitin-dependent protein catabolic process. The record is from RefSeq and is a predicted model, not a curated record. Lineage: Eukaryota; Metazoa; Tardigrada; Eutardigrada; Parachela; Macrobiotidae.